UCACAUUUCUCAGCACUCAGCGUCUCCCGCCAUCUUCGUCUUCUCAGCAAACACAGAACAGCAAGCACAGCACAGCACGUUCUUUUCUUCGCAUUUUCGUCUCUUCCUCUUUCUUCAAAGCGAGCACUCGGUGCUUCUAUUUCGAGUAGGCCGACUUCACACUCUAAAUUCUUCAAGAUUCGGAAUCUGAAAUUGGCAUACACAUCAAGCAAGCUUCUGAAUUGCUGUUGAUUUAUUUUAAUCCGUGGAAAAGAGCAUGGCGGGUGGAAAUUUCAUAAACAGAGUAGUUUCUUAUCUCGUGAAUGAACUGCUCGUCGAUAGUCUUGCGAACAGCCGUUCGUUUCAAAGGUUUGCGGUGAGGACAUCAAAACAAAUCGAGGAUAUAUCUAACAAGGCUGCACAGAAGAAGCAAGAACUUGCGGAACAGGUGAAAGAUCUGUCUAAAAAUUUCGAGUCUUUCAAGAACCAGUAAUGCAGAAAGGAAUGUGUUAACUGUUACUGCAACAUGAUGUAAAUCCUGUUCCAAAAUUCAAAAUCCGUUUGCUCUUGUAGAUGAAGUUGAAGAUUACCCGGAGAAAUGUUUACAGCCAUCUCUUUCCAUGUAUUAUUGAAUAAUAUUAUUUAUAACAGAACUUUAGAUAUGUACUUGGAGCCUGAUCAGUGAUCACCGGUGCCUGAACGACCAACUUCGUUCUUGCAAAACUUAGUGAUGCCGUGACGUAUGCUUCUGUAACCUGCUUCUUUGCUCUAUUAACACAAUUGGAUUGGAUCAGACUUUUAAGCAUGUCAUGAAACUAAGCGUAGCAAUUCAAUA
Momordica charantia (bitter melon) is the source of this 814-nucleotide messenger RNA. RefSeq names its product UvrABC system C protein. The record is from RefSeq and is a predicted model, not a curated record. Lineage: Eukaryota; Viridiplantae; Streptophyta; Magnoliopsida; Cucurbitales; Cucurbitaceae.